Ostreococcus tauri is the source of this 282-nucleotide messenger RNA. Its product is annotated as Thioredoxin-like fold. NCBI's taxonomy places the organism in Eukaryota, Viridiplantae, Chlorophyta, Mamiellophyceae, Mamiellales, Bathycoccaceae. The record is from RefSeq and is a predicted model, not a curated record. The coding region runs from base 1 to 282 and encodes 93 amino acids. The transcript is spliced from 3 exons.
AUGUCCCUCGCCCCGCUCGUCCACGUCCUCUACUGCGGGUACUCGCGAUUCGCCACGGCGAUCGAGCGCGCGAUUCACUCGAGAUUUCCCUCGGCACGCGUCGAGUGCGAACCGACCACGCACGCCUCGGGCGCGCUCGAGAUCACCGUGCGCGGGGUCUUAGUGCACAGUAAACUGAACGGAGAUGGAUACGUCGACGGGCCGGAGAAGAUCGAGCGCGUGUGCUGGACGCGGUGGCGAACGCGAUGGCGAAUUGAGGGAUACGUUUGGUGUUUUUUAUGA